This is a messenger RNA of Cydia pomonella (codling moth), 435 nucleotides long. RefSeq lists its product as uncharacterized. The record is from RefSeq and is a predicted model, not a curated record. The transcript has 3 exons. Bases 1 to 435 code for a protein of 144 amino acids. NCBI's taxonomy places the organism in Eukaryota, Metazoa, Arthropoda, Insecta, Lepidoptera, Tortricidae.
AUGGGAGAACUACUAGCGAUCUUCGCACGAUAUAAAGAGGUAAAACCAGGAAAUCAGAAGGAAACAAAAGAUAUGGCGUGCCGCGCGAAGCUUCUGACGGAAGAUAAAGCCGUCGCGCGGGCGGACUUCUACUUCUACCAGUUUCUGAGCAACGAGUAUCGCCGUAGCUUCGUGGAAAUGCACUUUAGGUGGUGCUUUCUAAUUCAUAAUGACCCGUUCUUUGGCGCCCCGAUGAAACAGGGCAAGCUUAAGGAGCCGUGUCCAUAUCCACCGGGCGACUAUCACAUGUACAACAUGAGUAUCCCCACUGCCGCUAUACCUUCAGGGUUCCCGUUCACAAAGGGCCGGAUCUUCGGAAACCUCACCCACAACGGAAACGAUGUGUUUGGCGGCUACAUUGACAUGGAACUUAAAGAGAAGCGGGUUAAAAACUAG